Molecule: messenger RNA, 1695 nt
Organism: Didymodactylos carnosus
Lineage: Eukaryota; Metazoa; Rotifera; Eurotatoria; Philodinida; Philodinidae
Source: the annotation of a GenBank genome assembly
AUGUUACAUGGCGUCGGUUUAACGGAGGCCGAUUUGAAUUCAGCACAAAUUGGCAUUGUAGCCAUGUGGUAUGAAGGUAAUCCAUGUAAUAUGCAUUUAAAUCAAUUAGCUGGUCAUGUGAAAUCGAGCAUGCAGACGAUACCUGACCUGAUUGGAUUUCAGUUUAAUACCAUUGGGGUUAGCGAUGCGAUCAGCAUGGGAACUGAUGGCAUGAGUUAUUCGUUACCGUCACGCGAUCUCAUUGCAGAUAGUAUAGAAACUGUGAUGGGUGCACAUUACCUGGAUGGUUGUAUCACGGUGCCUGGUUGCGACAAAAACAUGCCCGGCUGUGUAAUGGCUAUGGCACGGUUGAAUCGCCCGUCUCUUAUGAUCUAUGGUGGUACUAUACAGCCAGGUUAUUCCGAAUGUCAUCCCGAACAGAUCGUUGAUAUCGAAUGUACAUUUCCUGCUUAUGCUCAAUAUUUGAAAGGUGAAAUUAGUGACAUUGAACGAAAAGAUAUUGUUAGACAUGCUUGUCCGGGUGCAGGAGCAUGCGGUGGAAUGUAUACAGCAAAUACAAUGGCCUGUGCAAUCGAAGCCAUGGGACUUACAUUACCCUACAGCUCAUCUACGCCAGCCACUGAUCCACUGAAAAUUGAAGAAUGUAAAAGAGCACCGUAUGCACUAAAAAAUUUAUUAGAAAAUGAUAUUAAGCCAAGAGAUAUAAUGACCAAAAAAGCAUUUGAAAAUGGAAUGUCAAUUAUAAUGGCCUUGGGUGGUUCAACAAAUUCUGUUUUGCAUCUGAUAGCAAUGGGUCAUGCAGCAAAGGUCGAAAUUAAACUAGAAGAUUUCCAACGUAUGAGUAAUGCGACACCGUACAUUGCCGAUCUUAAACCAUCUGGGAAGUAUUUGAUGGCCGAUUUGCAUUCCGUGGGAGGGACACCUGCUGUACUCAAGUAUUUGUUAGCUCAAGGUAAAAUUCAUGGUGAUAUAAUCACUGUCACUGGCAAAACAUUAGCCGAAAAUUUAGCCUCGUGUCGGGAAUUAGGCUUUGUUGAGGGUAUAAAAUCAAAUGUUAAGAAAGGCUUAGGACCUGGCAAUCAAGAUUUAAUUCAUCCAUUUGAAAAACCUAUCAAAUCAUCCGGACAUUUACAGAUUUUGCGAGGAAACUUAGCGGUUGAUGGCGCUGUGGCAAAAAUAACCGGCAAAGAAGGAACAUCUUUUGAAGGAAACGCUUUGGUUUAUGAUAGUGAAGAAGAAAUGUUAGAAGGAUUGAAAAAUGGACAAAUAAAGAAAGGUGAAAAAAGUGUCAUUGUUAUUCGGUAUGAGGGUCCGCGAGGUGGUCCAGGUAUGCCAGAAAUGCUAAAACCCACGGGACUAUUGAUGGGUGCUGGAUUAGGUAAAGAUUGUGCGUUGGUUACAGAUGGUCGAUUUAGCGGUGCUUCUCAUGGAUUCAUCGUUGGACAUGUAAGUCCAGAAGCUGCCGUUGGUGGUAAUAUUGCUCUUGUAGAGACAGGUGAUCAAAUAUCAAUUAUUUUAAAACCAAAUAAUGCUGGUGGCUCUGGAGGAACGCUGAUAGUUCAUGUCAGUGAUGAAGAACUAGUUGAACGUCGGUCAAAGUGGAAACCACCAAAACCAAGAGCAGAACAUGGAUUUUUAAGAAAAUAUAUUAACUGUGUACAAUCAGCAUCGAACGGAUGCAUCACAGAUGCUUAA